CCGUUCCAAAAGCCGGCGGCGCCACGUCGGGUCUAGACCGCGGGACGUUCAGCCCCAAACCCCUGACGCACUUCCGGAGCCUGCCCCGCUGCUUACUGCGGAGGGGCGUGGCCGCGGCGCCGCGCGGUCCCACCGCCUGAGCACUGGUGCAAACGCUAGCUCGAGCGCUGGGUUGACCUGCGUGCCGGCGCUCACUCCUCCGGACCCUCCACACACUCGGGUUGGAUCGCUCAGGGAUUGAGCUGAAUCUCAGCAAGGCUGGAAGCCAAUCCCCAGGUCUCUAGGCAUCAGGGCUGCAGCCCAAGAGUCUCAAGGCCAGUGGGCGGGCGACUGACAGCCAGACAGACUGGCUUGCUGUCUACCUCUUUGGUUUGCCGUGUUCUGUGCCAGCAAUGGCCGCUAGUUUCCAACAGGAAAUCUUGGUGGCUGAGCGAAUUUGUGACCCAGGAAGUAGCAACUAAAUGCCUGGGAUGCUGAUUCAAGGCUGGUGUGUGCUCUAAGGUCCCUGAGCAGCCCAGCCCUGCCAUGGACCCGGACCCCCAGGCAGGUGUGCAGGUGGGCAUGCGUGUGGUGCGUGGCGUGGACUGGAAGUGGGGCCAACAGGACGGCGGCGAGGGCGGCGUGGGCACGGUGGUGGAGCUCGGUCGCCAUGGCAGCCCCUCGACCCCUGACCGCACGGUUGUCGUGCAGUGGGACCAGGGCACCCGCACCAACUACCGUGCCGGCUACCAGGGAGCACACGACCUGCUGCUCUACGAUAACGCCCAGAUCGGCGUCCGCCACCCCAAUAUUAUCUGCGACUGCUGCAAGAAACACGGGCUGCGGGGCAUGCGUUGGAAGUGCCGCGUCUGCUUUGACUACGACCUCUGCACACAGUGCUACAUGCACAAUAAGCACGACCUCGCCCACGCCUUCGAGCGCUACGAGACAGCCCACUCGCGCCCUGUCACGCUGAGUCCCCGCCAGGGCCUCCCAAGGAUCCCACUAAAGGGCAUCUUCCAGGGGGCAAAGGUGGUGCGAGGCCCCGACUGGGAGUGGGGCUCACAGGACGGAGGGGAAGGGAGGCCAGGCCGUGUGGUGGACAUCCGAGGCUGGGAUGUGGAGACGGGACGGAGUGUGGCGAGCGUGACAUGGGCGGAUGGUACCACCAACGUGUACCGUGUGGGCCACAAGGGAAAAGUGGACCUCAAGUGUGUGGGUGAGGCGGCCGGCGGCUUCUACUACAAGGAGCACCUCCCGAGGCUUGGCAAACCGGCAGAGUUACAGCGCAGGGUGAGUGCUGACGGUCAGCCCUUCCAGCAUGGGGACAAAGUCAAGUGUCUGCUGGACACAGACGUCCUGAGGGAGAUGCAGGAAGGCCAUGGUGGCUGGAACCCUAGGAUGGCAGAGUUUAUCGGACAGACGGGCACCGUGCACCGCAUCACGGACCGCGGGGACGUGCGCGUGCAGUUCAACCAGGAGACCUGCUGGACCUUCCACCCUGGGGCUCUCACCAAGCACAACUCCUUCUGGGUGGGCGAUGUGGUUCGUGUCAUCGAUGACCUGGACACAGUGAAGCGACUGCAGGCUGGGCAUGGCGAGUGGACAGACGACAUGGCCCCUGCUCUGGGCCGCGUUGGGAAGGUGGUGAAGGUAUUUGGAGAUGGGAAUCUGCGUGUGGCAGUUGGUGGCCAGCGAUGGACCUUCAGUCCUUCCUGCCUGGUGGCCUACCGGCCUGAGGAAGACGCCAACCUGGACGUGGCCGAGCGCGCCAGAGAGAACAAAAGCUCGCUCAGUGUGGCCUUGGACAAGCUUCGGGCCCAGAAGAGUGACCCAGAGCACCCAGGGCGGCUCGUGGUGGAGGUGGCACUGGGUACCAUGGCUCGGGCUCUGGACCUACUGCGGAGGCACCCAGAGCAGGUGGACACCAAGAACCAGGGCAGGACUGCCCUGCAGGUCGCUGCCUACUUGGGCCAGGUGGAGCUGGUGCGACUGCUGCUGCAAGCGAGGGCAGCCGUGGACCUGCCGGAUGAUGAGGGCAACACAGCACUGCACUAUGCAGCCCUGGGGAACCAGCCUGAAGCAGCCCGGAUGCUCCUGAGUGCAGGAUGUGGGGUAGAUGCCCUCAACAGCACCAGGAGCACAGCCCUGCAUGUUGCUGUGCAGAGGGGCUUCUUGGAGGUGGUGAAGAUCCUGUGUGAGCAUGGCUGUGAUGUCAACCUGCCUGAUGCCCAUGCUGACACACCCCUGCACUCUGCCAUCUCAGCGGGUGCCGGUGCCAGUGGCAUCGUUGAGAUCCUCACGGAGGUGCCAGGCGUUGAUGUCACCGCCACCAACAGCCAGGGCUUUACACUGCUGCACCAUGCGUCCCUGAAGGGCCAUGCACUAGCUGUCAGGAAGAUUCUGGCACGGGCGCGGCAGCUGGUGGACGCCAAGAAGGAGGACGGCUUCACAGCGCUGCACCUGGCCGCCCUCAACAACCACCGGGAGGUGGCUCAGAUCCUCAUCCGGGAGGGAAGCUGUGAUGUGAAUGUGCGCAACCGGAAACUCCAGUCCCCACUGCAUUUGGCUGUGCACCAGGCCCACGUGGGGCUGGUGCCACUCCUAGUGGAUGCUGGCUGCAGUGUCAACACGGAAGACGAGGAGGGGGACACAGCCCUGCAUGUGGCACUGCAGCGUCAUCAGCUGCUGCCCCUGGUGGCUGAUGGGGCUGGGGGGGACCCAAGGCCCUUGCAGCUGCUGUCCAGGCUGCAGGCCUCGGGCUUCCCUGGCAGCUCGGAACUGACAGUGGGUGCAGCGAUCGCCUGCUUCCUGGCGCUAGAGGGUGCAGAUGUGACCUAUGCCAACCACCGUGGUAGGAGCCCGCUGGACCUGGCAGCUGAGGGCCGUGUGCUCAAGGCUCUCCAAGGCUGUGCUCAGCGCUUCCGGGAGCGACAGGCAGGUGGUGGCGGGUGUGCGGCCCCAGGCCCCAGGCACGUGCUCAGCACCCCCAACACAGUGACAAACCUGCACGUGGCCCCAGCAUCGGGGCCGGAGGCAGCCGAGUGCUUGGUGUGCUCUGAGCUGGCGCUGUUGGUAUUGUUCUCACCCUGUCAGCACCGCACCGUGUGCGAAGAAUGUGCGCGCAGGAUGAAGAAAUGCAUCAGGUGCCAGGUGGUCAUUGGCAAGAAACUGCGCCCAGACGGAUCAGAGGUGGCGAGUGCAGCCCCGGCGCUCGGCGCACCGCGGCAGCUUGUAGAGGAGCUGCAGAGCCGGUACCGGCAGAUGGAGGAGCGCAUCACCUGCCCAAUCUGCAUCGACAGCCACAUCCGCCUAGUGUUCCAGUGUGGUCACGGCGCGUGCGCGCCCUGCGGCGCUGCUCUCAGCGCCUGCCCCAUCUGCCGCCAGCCCAGCAGCGACCGCAUCCAGAUCUUCGUGUGAGCCCACGACCCCCCCACCCCGCGCCCAACUGGGCCCGGCCCGCUGCGAGCCACGUCCCAGAACUGCCUCGCAAGCCCUCACUCUGUGUUUUAUAAAAAGAUUCACGGAUUC
Molecule: messenger RNA, 3510 nt
Organism: Tupaia belangeri chinensis (Chinese tree shrew)
Lineage: Eukaryota; Metazoa; Chordata; Mammalia; Scandentia; Tupaiidae
Gene: MIB2
Product: MIB E3 ubiquitin protein ligase 2
Exons: 22
Coding region: 526-3399 (957 amino acids)
Biological process (GO): protein ubiquitination
Cellular component (GO): cytoplasm
Molecular function (GO): ubiquitin-protein transferase activity; protein binding; zinc ion binding
Source: RefSeq, a predicted model, not a curated record